UCUUUUUUGACACUUUCUUUGACACUCAUCAUUAUUUUAAAAAUAAAUUUUAUGGCUUAUUGGAGAACUUUUUUCCUUAACAAACAAUUUUUUUACAAUGCAUUUUUUAAUUGACCAAUAUAUCUCACGUGUGGUUGUCUACUUUCCAGAAACUUUGAGACCACAAAGCAGGUUAUGUUUGUGAUUUUAUAACCAACGAUAUUCAGUGCAAGAGUGAUGUGGGUCGGAUUUAAACGGUUUUAAUUUGGUUUCUACAAACUGAUUCAAAUUUCAAAUAAAUCUCAAAUUUAAAUUCGUUAAAGUACCUUGUUUAGAGACGGUUUUUUGAAUUUAAACAGUCAAACGUGAUUUUAUCUGAAAAUUCAUAUUUGAAUAAGAGUUGCCACUUCAAACUACACAGCAGCAGCAAACAGAAGAAAUUAUUACAACAUGAGUAGCUUAAAAUCACCUAACUUGAAAAGAAAAAAAACUCAACCUUUGAAAGCACGAACAAAGCGUGCGAAACUCGAAAUCAAAGACGAAGUCCCUUCAUGUAGCACCGCCAGCGCAACUACCAAGAAAGUAAAAGUUAAAAAUGAAGAAGAUACAAAAAUAAAAAAAGCUAAAACGAAAGAAUCCGUCAAAACUGUUUGCGAUCCUCAGUGGACUGAAUAUGAACUACUGGCUGAACAAUACAGCCUCCAGUUAAACGUUGCCAAAAACGUUAUCGAAUUAUUUGAAGAAGGAAACACGAUUCCGUUUAUUGCUAGAUACAGGCGAAACGCCACUAACAACAUGACAGCAGAGGAAUUACGCGCAACCAAAGAAACUUACGAGGAGAUCCUCACCCUGAAAAACAAAAUGACAACUGUUAUCAAAAAUCUAGAAAAGUCUGCAGCACUAACAGAACAGCUGAAACGAGCCGUCACUUGUUCACGAACCAUAGAAGAACUAGAAUACGUCUACGCGCCUUAUAAAACAGGAGGUAAACGUACGUUAGCCGAAAGAGCCAAAGAAUUAGGGUUAGAAGAGCCAGCUUUAACCAUUUUAAAUAACACAGGCAAAGUUAAUUUAUAUGACUUCAUUUUGGAAAAUAAAGAUGAACUGAAAGACGUGUCCGCGGUGGAAAAAGGAAUUGUUCAUAUAAUCGCGUCAGUGAUGGCUACAGACACAGAAAUAUUGUCUGCACUGAGAGAACUGCGCAAGAACACGAAUUUUGCUAUUAAAACCAAAAAAGCUGUCACAAAGAGCACUAAAAACGCGGCCGAAAAUAAAGAAAGCAAUGAAUUUAAGUUUGAAAAUUACUUGGAUUUUGAAAUUUCUGUAAAAUAUAUUAAACCUCAUCAGGUACUCGCAAUUAAUCGAGGCGAGAAUUUGAAAGUAUUGUCGGUCAAAGUGGUAGUUCCAGAGUCGCUAAGUCACAAAUUUCGCACUUUGUGCUUUAAUAAAUGGGUGAAUAAAGGUGAAAAGUCGCCACAAAGAGAAAACAUUAUGAAACAAGCCAUUGAAGAUGCCUACAGUCGUUUAGUUGAACCACUCGUCAAACGCGAGGUUAGAUCUGAGUUAAAACAAAAGGCUGAGAGAGCUUCCUGUGAUGUUUUUAGCACAAAUCUGAAACAUCUCUUGUUAGCGACCCCUUUAAAGGGAAAAGCUAUUUUAGGAAUUGACCCUGGGUAUUCCAAUGGUUGUAAAUUGGCACUUAUUUCACACGUGGGAACUUUGGUCACUAGUGGGGUCAUAUAUCCCCACAAACACAGAAGUAACAACCAAAAUAGUGAAAAAGACAUUACAAUGCUAAAAAAUAUGUUACUGAAGUACAACUGCGAAUUAAUAGCGCUUGGUAAUGGUACCGCGUGUCGUCAGACUGAAGAAUGGUUAACCAAUUUAAUAGAAUCAAGAGUAUUUUCCCCACUUGAUAUUAAGUAUACCGUUGUACGUGAAGAAGGAGCGUCAAUUUAUUCUUGUAGCCCUGAAGCUAAAAAAGAGUUCCCUACUUUGGACCCCAAUAUAAUUAGCGCUGUAUCAUUAGCCAGACGUGUCCAGGAACCCCUAUCCGAAUUAAUCAAAAUCGAGCCUAAGCAUCUCGGCAUCGGCAUGUACCAGCACGACGUCAAAAAGAAACAACUGGACGAAGCCUUAGAUGACGUAGUGUCAGAGUGCGUCAGUUUCGUGGGUGUGGAUUUAAACACGGCUUCACAGUGCCUUCUCAGACACGUAGCUGGAUUAUCAGAGAAAAAAGCCCAACAAAUUAUCGACCACCGAAGCAAAAACGGCCCUUUCACCUCCCGAAAACAACUCCUAGACGUGUUCGGGAUCGGCGAAAAGGUGUUUCUUCAGUGCGCCGGUUUUCUGCGAGUGGGACCUCUCACGACUGAAGACGCAACUACUUUUUACAAAAACCCCAAAUCCACGAAACUGGAUUGUACAAACGUGCAUCCAGAGUCAUAUGACACUGCUAUUAACAUAAUUAAAAAAGUGGGUCUUAAGUUGGGUGACGUAGGCGAAACGAAUUUCAUUUCAGUUAUUAAAGACAAACUAUUAAAAGUGUCGGAGUUAAGCGCCGAGUUUAGUUCUAAUGAUGACACGGUGCAGUUAAUUUUGGAUGCGCUGUCUAAACCACUGAAUUACGAUUUCAGAAAUGACUGUCCAAAGGAGCCCGUUUUUAAGAAGGGGUUGACUAGUAUCGGUGAUUUGGCGAGUGGGAGCGUGUUGACAGGGGUGGUGAACAAUGUUACGCAUUUCGGGUGCUUCGUUGAUAUAGGGGUGGGCACUAAUGGGUUGAUUCAUGUGAGUAAGUGUAACGGGUUGAAUUUGCAAAUAGGGCACAAAGUGGAAGUUAAAGUUAUUAAUGUGGAUAUUGGGAAAAAGCGCAUCGGAUUACAAGCAUUGAAAUUGUUAAUGUGAAAUUGUUACAAUUUUCAACUUAUUAAUAAAUUUCGAGGACUUUUUGUUUUUU
This is a messenger RNA of Zophobas morio, 2935 nucleotides long. Its product is annotated as S1 RNA-binding domain-containing protein 1. Lineage: Eukaryota; Metazoa; Arthropoda; Insecta; Coleoptera; Tenebrionidae. The transcript is spliced from 9 exons. Bases 430 to 2883 code for a protein of 817 amino acids. Gene Ontology annotation, biological process: nucleobase-containing compound metabolic process; translation. The record is from RefSeq and is a predicted model, not a curated record. Gene Ontology annotation, molecular function: mRNA binding; structural constituent of ribosome.